Molecule: messenger RNA, 876 nt
Organism: Emericellopsis cladophorae
Lineage: Eukaryota; Fungi; Ascomycota; Sordariomycetes; Hypocreales; Bionectriaceae
Product: ATP phosphoribosyltransferase-like protein
Exons: 5
Coding region: 1-876 (291 amino acids)
Biological process (GO): L-histidine biosynthetic process
Cellular component (GO): cytoplasm
Molecular function (GO): magnesium ion binding; ATP phosphoribosyltransferase activity
Source: RefSeq, a predicted model, not a curated record
AUGGAUCUCGUCAAUCACCUUGAGGGUCGCCUGCUCUUUGCUGUUCCCAAGAAGGGAAGGCUCAAUGCCGCCGCCCUCAACCUUCUCGAGGGCGCCGACAUUCAAUUCCGCCGCGAGAAUCGCCUCGACAUUGCGCUCGUGAAGAAUCUACCAAUUGCUCUUAUCUUUCUCCCGGCCGCCGACAUUCCAACUUUUGUUGGGCAGGGCCGGGUCGACCUCGGCAUCACGGGAUGGGAUCAGGUACAGGAGCAUGAAUCAGCAGUGCGAGCGACGACACCCGGCGGAGGAUGCGAUAUGGUGAUGGAUCUUGGCUUUGGUGGUUGCAAGCUACAAGUUCAGGUCCCAGAGAAGGGCAGAUUUGCCGCUACGAGAGACUUGAUCGGAACCACAAUUGGCACAAGCUUCGUCCAUCUCGCAGCUGAUCACUUUGCAAAGCUCGAGGCAGCUGCGGACGGCGACCCAAACCCCGAGUCAGCGACUGCUAACACACGGCAAUUGCGCACCAAGCUCAUAGAGCUCAGUGGGAGCGUGGAGGCAGCGUGUGCGCUCGGUGUUGCGGAAGGUAUUGUUGACUUGGUCGAAUCCGGCGAGACAAUGAGGGCUGCUGGCUUAAAGGCAAUCGACACCGUUGUCGAGUCCACAGCAGUGCUCAUCAAAUCCAACAAGCCUUCCAAAACUGAGAUGCGGUCGAGCCUCUCAGAUGCGGCGAAGAUUACACCUGGCAAAAGGGCGCCUACUGUCACGUCUCUCGAUGAGGAUGGUUGGGUCGCUGUCAGCUCGAUGGUUGAGAAGAAGAAAAUCGCACUGGUGAUGGACGAUCUCGCCAAGGUUGGCGCCUCGGACAUUCUCGUGCUAGACUUGCACAAUACGAGAUAA